Molecule: messenger RNA, 1720 nt
Organism: Aspergillus homomorphus CBS 101889
Lineage: Eukaryota; Fungi; Ascomycota; Eurotiomycetes; Eurotiales; Aspergillaceae
Product: TFIIH/NER complex subunit SSL1
Exons: 3
Coding region: 42-1412 (456 amino acids)
Biological process (GO): DNA-templated transcription; nucleotide-excision repair; regulation of transcription by RNA polymerase II
Cellular component (GO): transcription factor TFIIH core complex; transcription factor TFIIH holo complex
Molecular function (GO): zinc ion binding
Source: RefSeq, a predicted model, not a curated record
GUCUCCAACCCUCCUCUCGCAUCUCUCUUACGAUUCUCUCGAUGGCCGAUUCCGAUGAAGAGUAUGUAGGGGAAAUCUCCGAGGAUGAGGUUGAUGGUAAUCUAGGUUCAUCUCGAGGCGGAGCCGCCCAACCGUCACGUUCGAAGAGGAAGAGAAACCGUGGAGGCGCCGAAUGGGAAGUUUCGAGGACCUGGGAAAGUUUGGUUGAAGGCGCAGACGGCACGAUAAACUCCACAGUAGAGGGACUACUAGAAGCUGGGAAAAGAAAGAGACUUCUACGAGACACCACACCGCUACAACGAGGCAUUAUCCGCCAUCUUAUGCUGGUCCUUGAUUUGUCACAGUCGAUGGCCGAAAAGGAUCUAAGGCCAACGCGAUAUCUCCUGUCCCUUCGCUACGCCCAAGAGUUCGUAAGAGAAUUCUUUGAACAAAACCCCAUCUCUCAGCUGGGCGUUCUUGGCUUGAGGGAUGGCCUCGCAGUACGGGUUAGUGACAUGAGCGGAAAUCCUACUGAACACAUCAGUGCAAUCCAACACCUACGGGACCAUGACCCGAAGGGUCUUCCCAGUCUACAGAAUGGGCUCGAAAUGGCCCGUGGUGCUCUUUUCCACACUCCAACCCACGGCACCCGUGAAGUACUAAUCAUCUUCGGCUCCCUGUUAUCCUCUGAUCCGGGUGACAUCCACCGAACCAUAGCUACUCUGGUCAGCGAGAAAAUCCGUGUUGGCAUUGUGGGUCUCGCUGCUCAAGUUGCCAUCUGCCGUGAGCUCUGUUCCAAGACAAAUCAUGGCGAUGAUAACACAUACGGUGUGGCACUGAACGAACAGCACUUUCGCGAAUUGGUAAUGGGUGUCACGACCCCUCCGGCCACACUUUCCCAGAAGCAGUCCGCAAGCUCCCUCUUGAUGAUGGGAUUUCCGUCUCGUUCUGUCGAGGCUCAUCCUUCUCUAUGUGCAUGCCAUUCGAAUCCUUCUUGUGGAGGCUACUCUUGCUCUCGAUGCAAUAGCAAAGUUUGCGGCCUUCCCGCCGAAUGUCCUUCCUGCGGUUUGACACUAAUUUUAUCCACGCAUCUCGCUCGCUCUUAUCACCACCUUUUCCCACUGGUGAAUUGGGUCGAGGUUCCGUGGCAACGGGCCUCGCGUAGCGCGGCCUGCUUCGCUUGCGGUAUCACUUUCCCCCUCGUGCCUUCCAAAGAUCAAUGGCAGGCGUCAGACGUACAGUCAAAAGGAAUGAGCGUAAGCAGUCGCUACGAAUGUACUGUGUGUCGGAAUCAUUUUUGCAUUGACUGCGACCUUUUCGCUCAUGAAGUUGUGCAUAACUGCCCUGGCUGUCAAAGCAGAGCCACGUCGCCAACGUCGCCCAGGCCUGCUCCUGGUGCUGAUAUUACUGACAGGAUGGAUACAUCGGCAUGAUCUAGUCGAUAUAACUCAGUACUACUACGAGACGCUCCGUUCUCGCCACCCACUCUACGCAGGACGUGCAAUAUCCGUAAGCCGUACACUAUGGAUGUUGGUCGGGAACGAGACACGGAAGUCAGCCUAGCAAAGCGGAGCGGCGGCCAGUGUAUGGGCAGUCAGCAGAAAAUGUAAUCGUCAUAUGCGAGCGUCUUGAGCGUGGUAUCGUUGUAAACACAUCCAUGACAGCGAUCCGCACAUGGCAUCCUGAGCAAAGUAGUAUCAGUAUUACAUUGGGUGUACGAUUCCUCCUCCGUCAAUGAAUG